GAGAGAGAGAUCCCAUCUUGCAUAUACCACUUUGUGCUGUUUAGGGUUGGAGGCAUAUAUAAUUAACAAGCCUACAUGCCCAGUCUCUUGGGUUUUCUCUUAAUUCACUCACUAAUUCUUCUUCCCUCACUCAACUCUGUGUCUCAGUUUCAGUCAAACUCAGAAUCUGAUCACAAACAGUUUCAAGAUGCUGAGAAAGAUGGAUGAAGGAGAAAUCAUCACCAAUGCUUUCCCUCACAACCUAACUGCUUCUGCUGCAUCAAAUACUAACAAUCCUCCUCCUGCUUUGAAGAGGAAGAGAAACCUCCCAGGAAACCCAGAUCCUGAAGCUGAAGUUGUGGCCUUAUCGCCAAAGACACUCAUGGCUACCAACAGAUUCUUGUGUGAAACCUGUGGGAAGGGUUUUCAGAGGGAUCAAAAUCUUCAGCUCCAUCGACGAGGACACAACCUUCCUUGGAAGCUUAAGCAGAGAACGGGGAAGGAAGCGAGGAAGAGGGUUUAUGUGUGCCCAGAGAAGAGUUGUGUCCACCACGACCCUUCAAGGGCUCUUGGAGAUUUAACUGGGAUAAAGAAGCACUUUUGCAGAAAGCACGGUGAAAAGAAGUGGAAGUGCGAGAAGUGCUCAAAGCGUUAUGCCGUGCAGUCGGAUUGGAAAGCACACUCCAAGACCUGUGGCACCAGAGAAUAUAAAUGUGACUGUGGAACUAUCUUUUCAAGGAGGGACAGUUUCAUCACUCACAGGGCCUUCUGUGAUGCUUUGGCAGAAGAAACAGCAAGGGUAAAUGCAUCAUCAGACAUGAACACCUCUUUAGGGGGUAACAUCGGUUACAACGUGAUUGGAACUUCUCUAGGCCAUAACAUGGCAACCCAUUUUUCUUCAAUUUUCAAGCCAGUUUCAAGCACAGAAGAAGAAACAAAUAAUCAAACAUCUAGGGGACUACCCCUUUGGAUGGGUCAAACAUCAUCUCCUCAGGCUCAAGAAACAAUGGUGAACAACAAUUUGAGUGAGAUUCAUCAACUUGGGUCUGCCACAAGCUCAUAUGGUGGCAACUCACUGGUCCAAUGCUCAAACUUUGCACCUUCAAACUAUCAACUAAGUUGGGUGUUCAGGACUAAACUUUCCAAUGACAGUAACAUCCAAAAGCUAACAACAAGCACAACAACUACAUCACUUCCCCUAGGCAACUCGAGUGUUCCUUCUUUGUACAGUUCCCAACACCAACCCCACCAAACAUGUUCCUCAGCAAACAUGUCAGCCACGGCUUUGUUGCAGAAAGCUGCACAAAUUGGAUCAAGCUCAAGCGACCCUUCAUGGCUUGGGAGCAUAGGUUUGAAAUGUGGUAGCAGUGCUGCUGCUCAAGGUCAAGAUGGGGAUAGCAGUAACAAGUUCAGUGGCAUGUACGGUUCAAGUUUAGUUCUUAGCACACUUGGGACUGAACCAGAUAACUCUGCAUGUGACUUGUCACAAAUGCACCCUCCCAAACGUAGACACGUACUCAGUGAAGAAAAUGGAGGGGGGCAGUUCAGGGAUUUCCUCGGUGUUGGUGUGCAAACCAUUUGCCACACUUCAUCAAUCAACAGGUGGAUUUGAUUUGAAGAAAAGUGUUCGAUGAAAAUGGUCUUUUCCACACUCAUUUGAGAAUGUACACUUUGCAAGGAAGAGAAAGAGAGAGUAAUAAUUAAUGUGUUGAAGAAAAGGAAAAAGAAUGUAGUGUGAAAAAAAUCUUGAGUUGAUAUUUAAGUAUAUAUAUGUUGGUUUUUGAUUGUUUGAGUA
Molecule: messenger RNA, 1774 nt
Organism: Vigna unguiculata (cowpea)
Lineage: Eukaryota; Viridiplantae; Streptophyta; Magnoliopsida; Fabales; Fabaceae
Product: zinc finger protein MAGPIE-like
Cellular component (GO): nucleus
Molecular function (GO): DNA-binding transcription factor activity
Source: RefSeq, a predicted model, not a curated record